Messenger RNA from Petromyzon marinus (sea lamprey), 2783 nucleotides. RefSeq names its product DEAD-box helicase 28 (gene DDX28). Gene Ontology annotation, molecular function: RNA helicase activity; ATP binding; nucleic acid binding. The record is from RefSeq and is a predicted model, not a curated record. Lineage: Eukaryota; Metazoa; Chordata; Hyperoartia; Petromyzontiformes; Petromyzontidae.
AUGUUCGCACCCUGGUGCCCUCUGCUGGUGACCCUGGGGCCGAUCAGGGGACUCGUGGAGCAAGCAGCAGCUGGAGAGGGGCAAGAGGAGGCCUCCAAGCAUGUUCAACUUGAAUCGCGGAUGGCGUGCUGCAUUGCGAAAGUGUCGCCUUGACUAUGGGCAGCAUACCAACUGCAGCAAAGCCACCCAGAAGGACUCUGCUGAUGUGCCCAUUAUUUGUAUUCCACACAAGAUACAACAGCGCAUUGAAAACGUUCAGAAGCUCAAAACAAACAGGUCACUAAAAGUAUACACAAUGCGAGCCGGCAAGAUGCUGAUCCGUGCCCGGAGGCCAGGAUAUAAUCAACAUUCCAGCAUCACACACAGCAAGUUUGCUUUUCCCCGGCUUGCCUCUCAGGGCUGGAAACACAACAAAUCCAUUGGAGAUUUCUUUAUCAUAAACAGAUUGCAAGAGAAUCCAAUGGAACCUAUUGUGGAAAUUGAAGGGGACGGCAAAGAAAGAAAAACGAAUGUCAAUAGCUUUAGAUCGUUUCGAAUGUCUACGGAGGUGAUGCAGGCAUUGUCCAGCCAAGGCAUCCAGGCUCCUACCCCAGUACAGAUUCAGACAAUUCCGCUAAUUGUGAAGGGAUCCCAUGUUCUCUGUGCAGCUGCUACAGGCAGUGGCAAAACGCUCUGCUACCUGCUGCCCAUCGUGGAGCAGCUCCGGGACGAGGAGAAGAAGGGCAGUGCGUCGACGCAGCUGCGAUGUCCACGCAGCGUGAUCAUCGUUCCCUCCCGUGAGCUCCUCGACCAAGUCAAAGCAGUUGCCAAAAGUCUGAGCCAUCAUGCACCUCUGCGUGUUGAGGCCCUUGGCUGUGGACUUAGUAUGAGUCAAGUACGGCAAUUUCUGGACUCCCACUUGAUUGACGUGCUAAUUACAACCCCUGGCACUCUCUGGAGAGCUCUGAAGCAAGACUUGUUGGAUUUCACCGCCUUGAGACACUUGGUGUUGGACGAAGUGGACACCCUGUUGGACGACAGCUUCAACUCGGAGCUGCAGUGUAUCUUUACGCACGUCAACGUGCGGCAGAAACCCGAUGCAUCUGCCGGCCUACACCCGUGGGACGGGACACAGCUCAUUUUGAUUGGGGCAACAUUUCCACGCGGCGUUGACGAGCUGCUGGGACAAGUUAUGGAUACCUCCAGCUUCAGAGUGGUGCGCAGCAAUUUCCUGCACUGUGUGCCGCCUCAUGUGGAACAGACGUUCAUGAGGGUAAAUAACGAUGACAAAUUAGCCACUCUGAUAGAUCUGUUAAAGAAGAGAGACGGACACUCACAGUCUGGUGUCAUCGUCUUCUGUAACAAAGCGACCACGGUCAAUUGGAUCGGAUACAUGCUCGAUGCAAAUCACGUCAAGCACGUCCGCCUGCAGGGAACAAUGCCUUUUGAGAUGCGGGUUGACAUUCUGAAGAGGUUUCGCGAGAAGGAUGCUGGCGUGUUGGUUUGCACGGACAUCGGAUCGCGGGGCCUGGACACAGUGAGAGUGGAAACGGUAAUCAAUUACGAUUUCCCGACGUGCCUAUCGGAUUACCUGCACCGCGUGGGCCGCGUAGGCCGUGUGGGGAGCCUGGUGAGGGGCUCCGUCGUCAACAUCGUCACUCACCCCUGGGAUGUGGAGUUGGUGCAGAAGAUUGAGAUUGCGGUGCGACGUCACACGCCACUGCCGGGUAUCAACGCGAAUAUCAAACGCAAGCUCAAAAGUCGACAUGACAUUCACGAGGAAGCACAAAAGGAGAAGGGGUUGGAGGAGGAGGAGGAAGAAUCUUCCAAAUUUAUGCAUUAACAAGUCGGUCAAAAAUGUCAAUUUACCUUCCCCAAUGAAUUCACUUGUUGGUCUUCCAUGCGUAAUAUAAUUAUCCGCUCACAGCUGUUGAAACGUUUGGUUUGUAACGCCUAUUACCAUCAAGGCACUUUUAAAUCUAGAUUGAAAACUGUUUUCUUGAGAACUGCUUUUUUGUUUAGUUUGUUGUCCUUCAGCCGCACCUCCGAUUUAGCACAGUUGGCUACGUACGGUGCAAAAUAAGUUCAACGUACAUACAAAGCCACGUUAGAAUCUGCAAACGGUACAAAGCCAAUUCAAACGUCAGAGCAUUCAUAGCUCGGGCUGAGCUAGCUAUAUUGGCCUUCUCUGGUCUGACAUUGGUGAGACUAGGCCAUAAAGAAAGCUGUCUCUGGUGUAGGCCAAUCAGUUUCAAAGACAAUACGAAUAUUAUCAGAACAUGUUUGUUUGCAUGUUCACCACAAGUACGUGUGGUUGAUUCCUUGACGUUUUAACAUAUCUGCAAACAGCACCACACUUCGAGCACGCAUUCAAUUCAUAAUUUGAGUAAAAACUCGCCCCCACUAAAGAGAGCAUCGUAAUACUUUAGAGUAUAAAUUAAACGAGGGUAGUCCUACCUGCAAAAUCAAGACAUGUAAAAAAUAUCAAAAUGAGAGGACAUACUCAAGGAAAAUCCAAAAGGAGGAAAUGAGUCUUGCAGAGUUUCCUGAACUGUUUGUGACUCGGAGCCAAUCUGAGGGCCGGCGGAAGACCGUUCCAGAUCUUAGUCACCACACCCGAGGAGGCCCCCUACUACGGCCCAGCGUAGGAUGAAACAUUGAUCUGGUCCCAACAAUUUAGAAACCAAUGCAGUCCUCGAUAUACUUCAAUGUUAUCAACCAAUGAAUGACUGUUUACAUGUACGCAUGUUGAACUUCUUUCACGCUGUAUGUCGCCGACCAUACUAAUCAGAGGUGCGGAGGAA